AUGGCUCCUCCAGCAAUCGAAAAACUCAACCCACCUCCCCUAGCAAAACCUCCAAAAAAGCCAGACCGGAUGUACAGUCAAUACAUUACCAAUCCUACUACGCCUAGAGCAAGGACAAAGCUUCAGACACUCCGGGGUGAUACAGAAAACUUAGAGGCUUGCAAAGCAGUCGAAGACCUGAUUGAAGACAACUCGAGAGAGACUAACUACUCGAAUCUAAAAGAAGCAUUGGAAACACGGGAUGUCGGUGCUCUAAGCACUUACAAAACACUUACUGCACCUGCUACAACCAGUUCUCUCUCACGAGCUGUGAACAAUGGACUUGACAUUGCCCAGCCACCCAUUUCAGACAUUCAAGAAAUUUUUCUUAGUAUCACUCAAAAGGCCAUGGCCCUUGGAUUGAAAGAGGCGAUGGAAGAAUUUGUGGAAGAUGGUGCCGGAAUUCGUAUUGUGACAAUGUGUUCUGGAACCGAAAGUCCAAUCAUUGGAAUGAAUAUGAUUCAACAAUCUAUUCAAUGCCAAGGCGAGGAGCAUUUCAAGAUACGCCAUCUUGGAAGUUGUGAGAUUGAGCCAUACAAACAAGCCUUCAUCGAGCGCAAUUUCGGCCCUCCUGUGCUACUUCGCGAUGUCACUGAGUUCACGGGACACAAAAAUGAUCCCGAUGAUGUUCAGAAGCGCCCACGGACGGCUUAUGGUGCGAUUGCUGAGAUACCGAAGGGAGCCCAUAUCCUGAUCGCUGGCUCAUCGUGUGUAGAUCAUUCUGCACUGAAUAACCAUGCGAACAAGAUAGAUGGCGAAUCUGCUCAGACGCUGCUUGGUGUUGCCGACUAUGCGGACCUGUAUCGCCCUGUACUUGUGUUGCUUGAAAAUGUCGCGGGUGCAGACUGGGAGGAUCAACAUGUGUUCUGGGCGGACCGAGACUACUAUUUCCGAGCCCUGAAGAUUGACAGCAAAAACUUUUACCUACCUCAGACUCGUGAGCGAGGAUACAGUGUGGCAAUCGAUAUGAAGCGUGUGCAAGAGUUCAUCGAAGCUAGCGAUCUCUGCAAUCCUGUUUCAUGCGGCACUGACUGUGAAAACCACGACUCUGAUUUAUGUGGCGUUGACUGUGGAUCCCAACCCUGUAACGGGAUCCGGAACAAACGAGUCAGAUUUUUGUGCGAAAAGUUCUACAAGGAGUGGAGAAAGUGCAUGGAGGAGCUUCAGCAGCGUGCUUCUUCUCCAUAUACUGAUUUCCUUCUCAAGGAAGAUGAUGCCCGCUUGCACGCUGCUAAGGCAAUGACAGAGAACACGAAACCAAGCAAGCAAAACAAUGAUUGGAAGAAAUGUCAAAAGCGCCAUACACGCGCCCGUGCCGAAGAUUUCCUGGGGUCGAAGCGGCCGUUCACGAAUCGAGAAGGAAAUGGGCGCCCUAAGCUGCAUGAACGUUACUGGGGAGACUGGUUCGUCGGUCGCACGAUUCGCGAGCAGGAUGUGGUUGACAUUUCUGUACUUCGAAAUGCAUCCGCGCGAGGUCUGGACACGAGGUUCAAGUCUCGAACUAUCGACAUCACGCAAAAUAUAGACCGCGAUGUGGACAGCCGUGCAUGGGGUCUUGUUGGGUGCGUAACUCCCAGUGGCUGUCUUUUCGAAACUCGAAGAGGUGGGCCGGUUGUUGGACUGGAAGCCCUCGCACUUCAAGGUAUGCCGAUUGAUAACUUGGAUUUGACAAAGGCCUCCCUGAGGCAAAUGCAAGACCUUGCAGGCAACGCUAUGACGACAACAGUCAUCACGAGUUCCAUCUUGAGCGCUUUCAUAGCAAGCUACACAACAUUUGCAUUGCCUCAUACCUCACAUGAAAGCCUCUUUCGAAAGUACACAGAUGACUAUCUGAAUAAAGAUGUCGAAAAGGUCGGCGCCCUCGGAUAUGACUUCGUCGACCCAGAAGAAUUUUCCAAGUUGAAGAAUUCAGAUCACUUGGUCCGUCUGGAAACUCCACCGACUGGAAAUAAAUGGGAAGCGAUCAUUAUUGCUGCGAGAAAGUCCCAACUUCUAUGUCAGUGUGAAAACCUUGGUCAACAUACCAAUGCAGAUAUCAAGUACUGUCGCAAAUGCUCCUACACUUGUUGUGUGGAUUGCAGUACAUGUCCGCACGACGAUUUCGAAACCCUAGUUCUGGAUCAUGGGGACCGUGGAGCGGCCGAUGUUUUCAUUUCCAGCCUCACUCAAUACCUUCCAGGGAUUGUGAAGUUCUCUUAUGAUGACAACCACUUUUCUGCCAUUUCCAAGGCCCUUAAUGACUACAAGGUCAUCGACGUCUUGGAGGAAGCUCUAGAACAUGAACUCCAAUUCCAAGGUGUCAAACACGGAGAAACCUGGAAAGCUGUCUAUGAGUCACAAAAUGCCAGAUUGGAGCUGGAUUUCCCUCGACGAAUGAAAGGAACCCUCAGCCAUUUAGGCGUUCUAGAUGUUCGUCCUACCUGGUGGCUUUUUGCCAAAUGUCCUGCUCAAGCUCCUGUGACGGACAAGAUCCGAACAUUACUUAAACACCCCAUCGCUAAGAUGUGUCCAGGUGAGGACUGUUUCGAGGGUAUAUGGGAGUUCUGGGAUGGCUUCAAUAAAGACAUCGACAUCAAUAUCAAGUCUGUGGGCCCGCUCACGGAAGCCUGGGAAGCUAAAUUGGGACUUCAAGGCAAUUUCUAUCCCAAGCUUAAGAUCUCGAAACGAGUGGAGGUGCAAGCUAUUAGCUCAUCUUACAAUACUGGCAAGGAUACAAAGGCUUUGCAACAACUGGAUGGUACCUACAAACUCCUUGAGAAAUGCCCUGCACCGUACGGGUGGCUCUAUGUUCGAGAAAAGCCAGGAUCAUCUCAAGACAAUUCAGUGUUCUUUUAUCUCAAUGCCUCCCCAAUCGGCGAGCCAGCUGAUGAUAGGAUGGAAUUUGGAACUUGUGCACCCAGCAUUACUUCGACCGAUGAUCGCAAUCUCUUGUUGAGACUUGACGAGCCGUACAUACCCACAGUUAUAGAGUCAACCACAAUACCGAAAUCGACGAAGGUCCAGGGUUCCUUAGCUGGCCGCUGGACAUCAUUUGUGGCCGUGAAGCUAGAGCGCGUUGAUUCAUCCGCCGAAUUACUCAUACAGCCAGAUUCCUCUGCUCACACGCGGUUGGAAAGUUGCGGAAAUUCGUCCUCUACCAUGUUUCUAGUCAAAAUGAAAACUCAGCAGCCACUUCAUAACUUUCCAGAAGGCAAGGCGAUCAAGCUGCAGCUGGAGAACAAGCCCGGAGCGUUGAAAGAUUUCAAAUGGAUUGUCAGCUAUGCAUCAAUGAUCCCUGAACUUGAUAAUUCCUGGCAUCAGAUGAGUAGUUCAGUUCAUGAUGCUCGAUGCUUCACAUGUGUACCAGCACCACCAACUUUAAGUUGGGUCGAACUGGAACUGGAGGAUGAUAAGGAGAAGAAACAGACCAAGCAGAAACUGAUAGAAGAUGCUGCAGAGGCCAAAUGCUACGAACAAGACAUGAAAAAGAGACCGGUGCCUGUUUCAGCCAUCAUCUACUGUGAUGGGAAGGAGCAAUGCUUAUUGGUUCAAGUCGCUGUUUUUGCAUUGAUGCACCGUGCAGCGGCUGAACUGAACUCUAUGGGAGGAGACUUUCUUUGGGAAUGGCGGCUGCGUCGUCUUUCGCCUCUCGCUGCUCGACCAAAGUUCAAAAGCCUCAAAUUCCACAGCAAUGCCAACAUGAACCCGGCGGCUUCAGACCUCGUCCCUCCACUAUGGUCAUCCCAGUUGAAAACUCUGGCAUGGAUGAUGGAGAAAGAGAGAGCGGAGUGUACAUGGAAUGAAGUGGUAUUGAAGGAGACGUGCAUUCCAUCUCUUGGUUGGUGCCUCGAAGCGAAAGCAAGCAGAAAUCCAGGCGUUCGUGGGGGAGUCCUUGCGGAUAAAGUGGGCGCCGGUAAGACGCGGACGACCCUGGAGCUCAUCCGCCAGGACCUUCAAAGACUUAAACAAGACGACCCAAAAUGCUUCCCACAUGGUGGAAUCGGAUCCCAUAUAUCCACUCAAGCCACACUGAUACUUGUACCCAAAAACUUGAUACAGCAGUGGACAGGUGAGAUCAUCAACGUUAUGGGGAAAACCCCCUGCUUGGUUCUCAAUAACGCGGAAGAGCUCGAGGAUGCCACUAUAGACAAGUUCACGUCUGCUGAGAUCAUUCUAGCUUCUCUAACUCUCUUCGAGGACGAAAAGUACUGGGAACAUCACCGCAUGGUCGCUUGUGCCCCCAAUGUACCUGAAAAAGCUGGCCGUGCUUUUGACGAGUACCUCCACGACUCACUGAGCAAUCUCGCCACAAUGAUCGAGAACUCAUCCGAUGGGACAGACGAAGAUGCAUUCUGGAGAGGGUGGAGGGAAGCGAAAAAGAGCAUUGGCGGCUUCAAACGAUUCAGCGGUGUCAAAACUCGUGCUAGCAAGAAGGCUGAAUACAAAAAGGCCCGCAAUACUGCAGCUACCGGAGGUCAAAAAAGAACACUUUCGACAACACAGAGUUCAGCUAACAGUCCUCCGCGGAAGAAGCCCAAGGCUGUAACUGCAGGCCUGAAUGGCCCUGCUCAAGCACCACUAGCUGCAAAUGCAACAACAUCUUCAGUCGCAAGGAAUGAAUGGGUUGUCAUAUCUGACCAGACUUUCGAGAAAGGAGAAAAGGCCGACUUUGACACAGCUGCAGACAUUUUCGAGCAAAAUGGCACAAUUAUUCCAGUGCUUCAUAUGUUCAACUUCCGGCGACUCGUCAUUGACGAAUUUACUUACGUACAGGCAACGUCGUUGGCAGCAUUGCUUAGGAUGAAAGCCACAUCUAGAUGGUUGCUUUCGGGCACACCCCCAGUCCACGACUAUGACGCUGUCAACACGAUUGCGAAGCUCCUCGGAACCAAGCUUUCGGCGGUUGACGAAACGAAUGGUGUCCACGGCUUCGUGAAAGGACCAAAGCGGGAUGCUAAGCUGAAAUCACUGUCUGAAGAAUUCCAGGAGUUUCAAGAUGUUGGUUCGCCCGCAUUCCUCCACCAUCUCUACAGCCGCGCUCAAGAGUUCUCAGACGCAUUCAUCCGCCAAGACGAAAGCUCGCAGGCCAAAAAAGGAAAGACACACAAACUGUGCGAUUUCUCAGGCAACGUCUCUGAACUCCUCGAUUACGCCGAUGUCACACAAAUUCUCGAGACAGAAGACUGCCGCUUCAAUGUGAAACUGGAUGGCAGGAAACUCAAGGAUAUGGCUGAAGAUAAGAUCCGCCAGGCAGUUCGGCAAAGUCGUUCGGGACCUCGUGCGGCCUUGGUAUGCUCCAUGUCAGAUCUGGCAACCAGUCAACAAUUCGCAGGUACUUCUGCAGUACUUGACCCUCAGGCCAUCGUGCGAGCGGAAAAGGACAGCAUUCUGAAGAAUUGCGAUACACUUCUCCGGGAGCUGCAAGAGCUGUGGUACUGCAACGAACAUGCACACGAUACGAAGUCGACACAGUCGUUCACCGCUUUGCUCUCCAAUUUCGAAAACCUCGCGGUACUGGACCUCGACCCGCCUGUGGCGCGUCUAAUUGAUCGCCUUCUCUCAUAUGCCAAAUCCAAUCCACAAAUGCCGGCGUCCACCUUGCAACUACCCAAGAAUGUACCAAAGGCAGCGAAAGUCCUGAAGCAAACGCAUCAAGAUCGCAUGAAACAAGCCAAGAUUGACCAGGAUGCUUUCAAGCAGUUGGCCCCCUUCUAUCAAGCAAAAGAAAUGGACGAACGCACCACCAAAGCCGAGAGAUUGAUUGAAGCAAUCGUGGCUGGAUUCCGACGCGUGCGAUUUGUUGAGUUCGCUGUCGCCGUCAAUCGAGGAGAGGAGCUUGGAACCUGCUCUGGUUGCAACAGCAAUGUGGGCGCGAUUGACAGUGUCGAAGUUUCUGGCGGAUGUGGACAUAUUCUCACUUGUCCUCAGUGCCCUAUACAUACGCAUGCACAAGAUGACUGCGUCGAUAAAUACUGCUCUGCAUCUGUGGGGCAUAUUUGGCCUUCACGUUUCUUCUCUACAGAUGUUGUUGCUGCCAGGCCGGUCACCAAUGUCAGCAGAAUGCAGAAAGCGAUAGAAAUCAUCGAGGCUAUCCCAGGUGGGGAAUUCGCCCUUGUCUUUGUGCAGUUUGCCAACAUGGCAGAGCAAUUUACGGAAGCCUGCGAUAAUGCUGGGGUCGCUUACGCAGACGCUACGAGCAGUAAGAAAGCGUCUAGAACGAUUGAGGCAUUCAAAGAGGCGGUUCGAAAGGGGAGGAGAGGAGCGGCGAAAGUCCUCCUGCUCCAAAUCGACUCAGAAGAUGCGGCGGGAUGGAAUUUGCAAUGUGCAAACCAUGUGGUCUUCCUGGCGCCGUUCGUGGGGGAAACGGAGGAAGAGGAGUGGGACACCAUGGUGCAGGCCGUGGGACGGGCGCAUCGCCCGGGGCAAGGGAAGUGGGUGGUGGUCUACCACAUUCAUGGGGUAGACACCAUAGAGGCAGAGAUGGCCGAAAAGGUCAAGGGGCGAUUCGAGGACGAGGUUUAG
Exophiala aquamarina CBS 119918 is the source of this 6540-nucleotide messenger RNA. RefSeq lists its product as uncharacterized. Bases 1 to 6540 code for a protein of 2179 amino acids. Lineage: Eukaryota; Fungi; Ascomycota; Eurotiomycetes; Chaetothyriales; Herpotrichiellaceae. The transcript has a single exon. The record is from RefSeq and is a predicted model, not a curated record. Gene Ontology annotation, molecular function: ATP binding; ATP-dependent chromatin remodeler activity; methyltransferase activity.